AUGCCGCGCUCCUUCCUGGUGAAAACGCACUCCAGCCACAGGGUCCCCAACUACGGGGAGCUGGAGACACAGAGAGACAUCAAUGGCUCCUGUUCUGCCUGUGGGGGGCUGAUGGUGCCCCUCCUUCUCCCAGACAGGGCAGCCCCUCCCAUUUCUGCUGAUCCUGCCCAGCCCUGGGACCACACCUCUGUCGUCACCUGCAUCUCCCUGCCCCUCCCAGAAGCUCGGGGGACCUCUGAGCCAGAUCCCUUGGAAGUCAGCCUGAUGGACCCUUGUGCUGGCCGGGCUCCCAGCGUACCCCUCAAAGACAGCCUGAACCACCUCAAUCUGCCCCCACUGCUGGUUCUGCCCACACGAUGGCCCCCAAUUCUAGGCCUAGGCGGGGACCAGCCUCCAGACAGACUGCUGGGGGCUGAGCAGGCCCCCUGUUCCCCAGGGGGCUUCCAGUGCAUCCACUGCCACAAGCUCUACCACACACUAGCUGGGUUGGCCAGGCACCGGCAGCUGCACUGCCACCUGCAGGCUCAGCGCUGCUUCACCUGCAAGUAUUGUGACAAGGAGUACUCCAGCCUGGGGGCCCUCAAAAUGCACAUCCGCACGCAUACACUGCCUUGCAUUUGCGCCAUCUGUGGCAAGGCCUUCUCCAGACCCUGGCUGCUCCAGGGCCACAUCCGGACCCACACAGGUGAGAAGCCUUACGCCUGCUCUCACUGCAGCAGGGCCUUUGCCGACCGCUCAAAUCUCCGGGCCCACCUGCAGACACACUCGGACACCAAGAAAUACCAGUGCAAGAGCUGCGCCAAGACCUUCUCCCGCAUGUCGCUCUUGGUGAGGCACGAGGAGUCUGGCUGCUGCCCCGGUCCCUGA
Pipistrellus nathusii (Nathusius's pipistrelle) is the source of this 867-nucleotide messenger RNA. Lineage: Eukaryota; Metazoa; Chordata; Mammalia; Chiroptera; Vespertilionidae. The record is from the annotation of a GenBank genome assembly.